AUGGCCUCCUCAUCGGCGUCUUCGAGGCACCAGGUCACCAUCACCCUCGGCCGCAGCGGUCAGGUUGUCAAAAGGAGGGCUAUGUCUGAUGAUAUUAACGACGAUGAAGUGCCAUCGUCAGGGAAAAAGCGAUCUGUGAGGGAUAGGUUAGGAAGUAAUGUGUCUGAUUCUGAUUUUUAUGAAAGCCAGCAGAGAAACAAAAGGCGAGCGACAGAAAGUAAUAGCUCACAUGGAGAUGAUGGUUCAGAUCGUCUGGUUGGCAAGGAUGAUCUGAGACUGAAACUCAUGAGGAAAGGCUUGUUACAGAGGAGCAAUGGUGGUGCAGAGCAGAAUGGAAUGGAUCUCCGUGAAAAGCUUUCCCGAAAUCAUAAGAAGUUACCAAGAUAUGAUUCUAGAGGCCAUGCUGCAGAAUCAAGGGCUAGUUAUGAGAUGAGAGAUGAGCCCCAGAGUUAA
This is a messenger RNA of Miscanthus lutarioriparius, 453 nucleotides long. Lineage: Eukaryota; Viridiplantae; Streptophyta; Magnoliopsida; Poales; Poaceae. The record is from the annotation of a GenBank genome assembly.